AUGGUGGCGGAUGCUUACUAUAUUAGAGUAUCAGUAGAUGGAGAUGAUGUUCCAUUAAGUGGUCACUGUAAUGGAAAUGCAAACAGUGGAGAUUGUAGGUUUACUGCUACACAAAGCAGUACUCCAACAAUUACACAAGUUGAGCCUGUUUCCCAAGCAUCUCUGCCAGGUAUAAUUAUGAAAUUAUAUGGCAAAAUUUAUUCUGGUGUAUAUGGAAGCAAUGUGCCAUCGGAUGAAAUCACAAAUGGUGUUACAGAAAGAAUUUUAAGAGUGUAUGCCCAUGCACAGUUGUGUGAAUUAAGAGGAGAAAAUGAUACAUUUUAUGGUUUAGAAAUGGACAAUGAUGGAAGUAGUACUAAUGGCUUUAUGAAAUGUUUAACGAAGGGAACUUUUGUUGGAAACACCAAUGCCAGUUUUAUUUUAGAAGGAAAAUAUGGAAGGUCAAUGCCUGAUGCCAAUUUGUUGCGAGUUUCUAGUAAUGAUGACAUCUACAUGUUCCAGACAUACGCCAAAGUGACAGGUGUAAAUCCAUCUACCGGCAGUGUUAAAGGUGGAACACUGAUUACUAUUUCUGGCCAGUACUUUGAUGAGACAAAUUCUGCAGUCAGAGUGUUGGUAGGAGGCACAGAAUGUGAAGUAACACAAGAAAUAACAGAUAGUCAAAUUAUUUGUAGAACAGCUGAUCAGUUAUCUGCCCCUAGAUAUGCAGGUAACAGAGGAUUAAAUUAUGAAGAGUUCAGUAGUACAUACCACAGCUUCUCAGAUUUACCAAAUUUGGCGGACUUACUGACCAAUGCAACAGAUUAUUCAUCAUCAGUCAUUGACGAGUUUUACUUUACCGAGAAUGAUUUAGAUGGAUAUUCAACAAGGACACAUGGUUUUUUUAUACCUCCACACACUGGUCAAUACACAUUACACGUAAAAUGUGAUGAUUCUGCCAUUUUGUAUCUGAGUACAGAUGACGAUCCUGUUAAUAAGGUAUUAUGUGAAUGA
Molecule: messenger RNA, 993 nt
Organism: Mytilus californianus (California mussel)
Lineage: Eukaryota; Metazoa; Mollusca; Bivalvia; Mytilida; Mytilidae
Product: fibrocystin-L-like
Exons: 9
Coding region: 1-993 (330 amino acids)
Source: RefSeq, a predicted model, not a curated record